This is a messenger RNA of Astyanax mexicanus (Mexican tetra), 2888 nucleotides long. RefSeq names its product KISc_KIF23_like and GBP_C domain-containing protein. Gene Ontology annotation, cellular component: nucleus; spindle microtubule. The transcript has 18 exons. The coding region runs from base 283 to 2751 and encodes 822 amino acids. Gene Ontology annotation, molecular function: plus-end-directed microtubule motor activity; ATP binding; microtubule binding. The record is from RefSeq and is a predicted model, not a curated record. Lineage: Eukaryota; Metazoa; Chordata; Actinopteri; Characiformes; Acestrorhamphidae. Gene Ontology annotation, biological process: mitotic spindle assembly; microtubule-based movement.
GCUGUUUUCAGAGGUCGGCCUCGUUCUGACUGUCAGACAGUUUAAUUCCUGUUAUUAAACCAGUUAAUAUGUUUUAAUAAAUCUGUCCUUCUGCUUUUAUUCAGUUUUAUUCAGUAUCGGAGGAGCUGAGGGAGGUGAAGGGCUCUUCGUACAGUGACAUUUCUCUCUAUAGUCUCUCGUGUUUUGUGUGUUUGGUAAGAACAGCAGGCUCAUAUAAACACGAACAGUCGGGUCAGAGGUUGGUGUAUUUUAGUGUAAAGGUUUUCUUUUUAUUAUUUAGUUAUGGCGGCUAAUAUUGAUCUGACUCAUGAGGGCACACUGAUUGUGGCCAUGGAGUCUACAGCCUGUGACCCUCACCACGCUUCUCUACCAGAGCUUUCUGGACUCUCCUCAAUCACCUCCCAGAGUGAGUUUGUAGAUGGUUCUGAGCAGCAACUUCGGGUGUAUCUCAGAGUUCGUCCUUUCAGUAAAGAAGAGCUCAACAACAAUGAAGACCAGGGUUGUGUUGUUCUGGAGAACACACAAACUGCUGCACUUCACGCUCCUAAAGGUUCUGCCACAAUGAAGAGCAGUGAGAAGGGAAUCGGCCAGCAGCUUCACAAGUUCAGCUUCACCAAGAUCUUUGGGUCAGAGUCGACUCAGGCAGAGUUCUUUGAUGGAACAAUCAGACUUCAAGUGCAGGACUUCCUGCAGGGCAGAAAUGCGCUAGUGUUCAGUUAUGGAGUGACCAACGCUGGAAAAACUCAUACUAUUCAAGGUUCUCCAAAGGAUCCUGGGAUUCUGCCUCGUGCUCUGGAGGUGGUGUUCAGGCACAUCAAUGGCCGCAUGUAUGAGCACAUGGACCUUAGGCCGUAUCUGAGUUCUGAUGUGCAGCAGCUGGACCCAGAUCAGAUCAGGGCAGAGAGAUGUGCCAAGGCAGCACUCUUCAGUCUUCUCAAAGAGGAAUCAGAGUCUUCCAGAAAUUGCAGGAGUAGGAGCUCCUCCUCUUCCUCAAUCAACAGCCUGUCUUUUUCUGGAGUCUCUUAUGACCAGACAGUGGACAGUGUGGAGGUAGCUGUGGAUGACGUGCAGUGUGUCUACUCUUUAUGGGUGGCGUACUAUGAGAUCUAUAAUGAGCAGGUGUAUGACCUGCUUCAGCCAAGUCUCACCAACAAAACAAAGAGGCGUCCUGCACUGCGUGUGUGUGAGGACAGUGCUGGAAACUCGUAUGUCCGAGAUCUGAGGUGGGUAAACAUACAGGCAGCUGAGGAGGCUAGUAAGGUGCUGCGUGUUGGAAAUAAAAACCGCAGUGCUGCAGCCACCAAAAUGAACCAGUCAUCCAGCAGAAGCCACAGCAUCUUUACUAUCAAGCUGAUGCGUAUUGAUGGUGGCAAUGUCAAUGGAAUUUCAGAGCUCUCUCUGUGUGACCUGGCUGGUUCAGAGCGAUGCAACAAGACUAAAACGUUUGGGGAGCGUCUGAAGGAGGCGGGAAAUAUUAACAACUCACUGCUGAUCCUGGGAAAGUGCAUUGCAGCCUUGCGCAAUCAAAAUGACCGGGUGAAGAGCAGCUACAUUCCAUUUCGUGAGAGCAAGCUUACCCGCCUCUUCCAGGGUGUGUUCUGUGGCCGUGGUAAAGCCUCUAUGAUUGUAAACAUCAAUCAGUGUGCCUCCACUUAUGACGAGACCCUCCACGUCAUGAAGUUUUCUGCUGUGGCCAAAGAGGUGCUUCAGGUUAUCCCGCCACGCUCCCUUGAGUCUCUGGCUCCCAGACUGAUUGGUCGAGAUGGUAAACCUUUGCUAAGCAACAGUGUGAUUGACUGCCAGGCAGUGGAUGAUUACCUGUCAGAAGAUGAGCUGUUGGAUGGUGAUGAAGAUGCAGACAUGUCAAUACUACCUCAGGAGGAGCUUUUAAGUUUGGUGGAGAGUCUGCGAGCAAAGCUGUUGGCAGAGCGAAAGAAAAAUCUCCAGCAGGAGAUACAGAUACGCAGAGAGAUGGGUGAUGCCAUGCUUCAGCAGAUCAUGGAGAUUGAGGAGAUUCACAGUCGUCAGAUGGCUGAUUUGAAGGAGAACUAUGAGGAGAAGAUGGACAGCACAUUUGAGAUGUAUAAAGAGGCGCUGAAGGAGCACGCCUACCAGUGUGCUCUGGAACGCCUGGAGGAUGAUUACGUCCCUCUGGAGGAAUACACAGAAGUGCAGGACCGAGCCAAAGAGCUCGAGAGGCGUGUGAAUGAAUUGGAAUGGAAACAGGAAGGUUCUGCCCCUGUUACAGCUACUCCUGCCUCAGCUGUCCAGCAAGACGACUCUACACAGACUGACCCAGUUCAGUCGUCCACUGAGGAGAUGGAUACUGACCGAUUUAAACUUCUCUACAAGGAGAAAUGUGCUGUGGAACAACUGUGUGCAGAAAAGCAAGAGUUGAUUGUGUCUCUUGAGAAGCGGCUCCAUGAGCUGAACGAAACCCUGCAGGAAGCUGGAGAAAGCUACAUGGAGAAACUCGCUGAGGUCCAGAAUCUCCAGAACAAACUGAACUCUCAGGAGCGAGAAGCUGAGCGGUUGCAGCGUGAGCUCACUGAUAAAGAGGGGGAGGUGCGAGCUCUGAAGGAGGAGGUGACCAAGCUGAUGGCGGACUCUGCAGGCCCGCCUCGUCAGAAACGAGGACUGCUGGUCAACAUCAAAGAAUCUGUGUCCACCCCAUCUACUGGAAACCUGUGCCGCACAAUCCGAAAAUCUGUGCGCACUACUACAACAUCUCUGAGGAAGAAGCCCAGCUGACUGGCUAGACUGUGCUGUUUCUGUGACUAGAUGGGUGUCUGACCUUUUUUCUUUUAUGUAAUGUUCGUUUAUUUAUGUAAUAAAAAUUUUACCACUACCAAACUGCAGUGUCUGGUGAAAUUAUUCUGUCAUGUGCU